Molecule: messenger RNA, 1458 nt
Organism: Penicillium cataractarum
Lineage: Eukaryota; Fungi; Ascomycota; Eurotiomycetes; Eurotiales; Aspergillaceae
Exons: 1
Coding region: 1-1458 (485 amino acids)
Source: RefSeq, a predicted model, not a curated record
AUGCCAGGUUUGAUCGACGGCGACAACUCUAAUGAACUUGUUCCCGUCCCUCCUGCUUCUCAUCUGCCCUGGCCUCCCGCUGUAGACGAGCUUUCCGGGUUGGUCAUGAAUAUCGUUAUCCCGCGAGCCUUCGACACAACUAGCAAGCUUCUCCCUGUCUUCGUCUAUGUACAUGGUGGCUCUCUGCUGUACGGCGGUGCAAAUCUUCCAAUAUUCGAUGCCGUCAACCUAGUGUCACGAAGUAUCGAGAUCGGGCUUCCCAUUAUAUGCGUCAACUUCAACUAUCGAAUCGGUAUCGGCGGAUUCCUAGCCGGCGAAGCUGUUGCGCGUGAACUGAAACAGGAUGGCUAUGCAGGUAGUGGCAACUUUGGCUUCACAGAUCAAAAGGUCGCUUUUGACUGGGUCCAAAAGUAUAUUGGGUAUCUUGGCGGUGAUGCUGAAAAGGUGACUGCAGUGGGCGAGUCCGCUGGAGGCAUUUCUAUCAGUAAUCAUCUCCAAGCAGCGGACCCUGCCGUCUUUCACCGCGCUGUGUGCAUGUCUGGAUUAUCUGCUGCUAUACCACCAUGGACCAUGCAGCAGCAUAAUAUCUUCUUUGCCGCUGUAUGUCGUCAUUUCAAGAUCGACCCAGAAACUUCCGAUGUACUGGAUCAAUUACGUACUAUACCUCAGCAGGAUCUUGCGGACGCAACUCCCGAGAUUCAGGGUGUCCCCGCGGGAACUGGAAAUCCGUGUCUUGAUGGCUGGUUUUAUCUUCCUGGUGCGGGACCCCGGGGUAUCACUGCGCCUCCCUCGUGGCUGAAAGAAUAUAUGUUUGGUGAUGUCUACCACGAGGGCAUCAUUUUCCAUGUGAACCUGCUAGAGGAUGAUUAUCACUCAAUUCGGCGUGUCCUCAAUGCUCAUAUCGAGGAUGGGUCCUGGACUGAUCAGAUCCUGGACGCCUAUGAAAUCACUGCCGACCUUCCACACCCAGAACUUCUCGACAGAGUCGAACACAUGUGUGGUGACUUCAUCUUCAAGAUUCCCAAUUAUGUCUUGGCAAAGGAGUGCGCCAAACAGGCAGCGCCAGCUGGAAGUGCCCCUUUCUUGUAUCAUUUCGACCAACGGUCUCGCCUUCCCAACACUCUGGAGGGGACAGCAUAUCAUGCAUAUGAGUUGUUGUACCUGUUUGGGAACCUGGAAAGAGAGAUGAAUGACGAUGAAAAGCAGAUGGCACGGGAAUUUUCCACGGCUUGGAUUAAGUUUGCGAACGGAUUCGAGCCUUGGAGGGCAGACGAUUCAUCAUCUUGGAUGGUCUGGGGACAGAAUAGCAAGGCCGAGUUGAAGACUGAGAGCGAAGAUCAAGACGUUCGGAACUAUACUCGGAUGAACAUGAUACUUCAACUGGAUGAUGGCAAGGCUUGGCGAAGGGGACUGGCUGGGAUCGACUCGCUAGUCAAUAGACGGUGGAAGUUGUGGUAG